GCUGAUGAUCCCCCUUUGCGCUAUCUUACUAUAACAAAUCUUGCAGUUGUUUUCCUUUUCCUUCACCAAUCUUCGGGGACUAGGGUCUUCUAACUUUGGACCUACAUCUAUGCCGGCGGAUACAUCGAAGAAUCCCCUGAAUGCUCCCCGUCGUAUAUCUCGCAAAAUAGCAAACGAGGAGGAAACGGAACUCAAGCGCGCUCGUGGUGAAAUAUCGUGCGCAGAGUGCAGAAGGUUGAAACUGAAAUGUGACAAGAAAGUGCCAUGCGGAUCCUGUGUUCGUCGAGGGUGCCCAACCAUCUGUCCUAACGGUCUCGUCCAUUUAUUAUGCAUUCAGUCAGCCUUUAACAUCAUUGUGACAUCUACAGGUAGUCUUUCCACCGGACAGGGUACUCGUUUUGUUCUUGCAGAUACGGAACACCUGCAUCGCAAGAUUAUGGAGAUGGGCCAGCGAAUUCGACAACUCGAGGACGCAUUAUCCAUUUUUCAAGGCGGCGUGUCUGUCGAUGUUCAUCCGCUUCUCACCGAAGAUCUACUCUCCAUAAAAUUUGGACCAGAAGCUCCGAAGCCUAGCAAUGAUGCCACAAAUGAAAGCAGUAAUGUUCCCAUCAAUUCAUUCGGUACUUUAACUAUCGGCGAUGGAGGAGAGUCAAAUUACUUUGGACUUUCUGCAGGUUCAGAGACUUUAUUCAUGGCCGGCGCUGUACUCGAUGGAACUUCGUCCUCGCAACCAGACGAGCUUCCAAGCAUGUCUGCGGAUAUCUCUCGAUUGGAGUCAAGCCUUCCCUUCAGUUUGACUGGUAUUCCUGAUCAUGAUCGGUGUCAAAGUAUCCUGGACUCAUUGUUAAGCCUUUUACCACCAUACCCGCGGGCUUCUACACUCUGCGAGACAUAUAUGGAGCAUGCUGCUUGGAUAUUUCGACCAAUCCGACGAGAAGAGCUGAUUGAUGAUAUGAUGUCACCUGUUUAUGCCCUUGCUCAGAAGCGACAAAGUAACCCAUCUGAAUUUACCGCAGAGUGCCCUGAACAUACCAUCGCCGCUCUCUAUAUGGUCUUUGCCCAGGGCGCUCUCAUGGACUUGACGUUGCCGUCAUGUAAUCAGGAAGCGGAGGACUACUUCCAUCUUGGCCGUGUGGCAUUAUCACUCCGCUCUGUUUUCGAAUCACCGACUGAUCAAACUGUUCAAGCUCUGGCUUUGAUGGGAUACUGUUACAGCAACAGAGGCAAGCGAUACGCGUUAAAUAGUGCGUGGUCUGCCAUUGCACUGGCCAGCAAAUUGGCUCAGAGUAUGGGUCUUCACCGCGACCCUUCCCGAUUUAAUUUGAGCCCGAAGGUUGUUCAGCGUCGACGUACUCUGUUCUGGGAAGUCUUUUCUGCAGAUCUCUUUCAUAGUCUCGCUUUGGGUCGUCCUCCCUCGAACAGGUUAUCGUACAUAGACUGCGAGUUUCCUGAAGACGAGACGACUACUAUGAAUGAUAAAGGGGAGGUCGAGAUUGGGUUUUGGCGAUGGAAGCAUACUUUCACAAGAGACGUAUUCUCUCAGGUUACAGAAUUAACGCUGAGCGCAGAACUUCCAAGUUACGACACUAUCCUAGAACUCGACAGAAAAGUUCGCGAGCAAGUCUUACCUCCGUCUUUAAACCUUUAUCGUUCCAGCGUCAAAGACGAUUACACCACUCCAUCAGCCUAUAUUCGUGGCCGUAUCCUUUUCCAGUUUAGAACGACGACGAUGUUGUUCAUUCAUCGUAGCUUUUUUGCACAAGCCUUGCUCGACUUUCCCACAAAUCCUCUCCGCAGUCCCUACGCUCCAUCAUUCCUCGCUGCAUAUCGUUGUGCGUCGGCAACGAUCAAGACGACUCUCCUUAACUUUCAAAUGUUUCCGGAACUCUAUAUGCGUUGGUGGCCUAUCUGGAGUCAUCUGUUGUCUGCAGCUGUGAUUGUUGGAUCCAUCGUCACACGAGCACCAUCGUCGACUAUGGCGCCUGCUGCAUGGGAGGAAUUGAACCUUGCAGUAGAAAUGUUUUCACGGGGAUCAGAGACAUCAAGUCGCGCUCGACAUGGUUUGGCUAUCCUAAUUGCACUCAAGCUGAAAGCCUUUCAGGCGCUUGAAAGGUAUCGCAGCGGGGCGGCAUCUAACAUGCAGGGCAGUCAAUCCUCCCUCCUUCCGGAGGUGGGGGGUGAUGACGAACUUACCAUGUUUGGUGGCCAGACGCGUGUCCUCGUCAGCAAGAUCCUUUCGCAGCAGAACCGCAAGAAAGUACCAUCGCGCUCUGUUACUCUAUCAGCUGCAGAUCCAUCACAAUCCACCGCGAGUACUCCCUCGGCGUCUGACGACGGCAAUUCACCCUCAGAUUCCAUCCCCGACGUCCACCCUAUGCUUGUAGAAUUCCUGCAAAUGCUUCCUCCCCCAUCCAUGUCAGAUCCCACAAUAGGCACAGGAGAUGUAUCUAUGACCUUCCAAAACCAGUGGGAUGCAAUUUCUCUGCCUCCCGAAUUCAUGACACCGGGCCCCGCGCCCGCGCUAUAUUCCUCCGUCACCCAGACAUCCAAUUCAGUCUCGGCUUUUCAAAACCCCCUCCCACAAUCCCAUCUGUUUGAUCCAACGAGCAUCAGGCCUGACGCUGAUCUUGCUGACCUUGGACUUUAUCUUUCUGGAGAGUCUGGGAUCGACGAACGAUGGAAAUCCUUCAUGCGGGAUUCUGGAAUUUGGGGUGGACCCCAAGGUCAUGACCUCAUGACAGAUACUUAAACAUCUCCUUUCUCGUGGAAACGUGUCAAGUCUAAAUUAUUGAAGUGUAUUGAAGUGACUCUGGCUAUAUAAUCGAUAGUGUUCCAUUACACAUCUAGUAAUUUUAGA
Molecule: messenger RNA, 2857 nt
Organism: Suillus clintonianus
Lineage: Eukaryota; Fungi; Basidiomycota; Agaricomycetes; Boletales; Suillaceae
Product: fungal-specific transcription factor domain-containing protein
Exons: 12
Coding region: 110-2749 (879 amino acids)
Biological process (GO): DNA-templated transcription; regulation of DNA-templated transcription
Molecular function (GO): DNA-binding transcription factor activity, RNA polymerase II-specific; zinc ion binding; DNA binding
Source: RefSeq, a predicted model, not a curated record